This is a messenger RNA of Gavia stellata (red-throated loon), 1029 nucleotides long. RefSeq names its product transmembrane protein 156 (gene TMEM156). Bases 1 to 1029 code for a protein of 342 amino acids. The record is from RefSeq and is a predicted model, not a curated record. The transcript has 7 exons. Lineage: Eukaryota; Metazoa; Chordata; Aves; Gaviiformes; Gaviidae.
AUGUGCUUGCUUUUGAGAAAAUCAGAACUCUUCAGAUUAGUACUAGGAAUAAUUACCAUGUUUAUUUUAUGUUUGCCUGAAUUUUUUAAAAUCCAUGAAGCUAACACUGUAAUUGUGUCAUGCGUGGAUACCUGUUCAUCAGAUAACACCACUUUUCCACUUUGUACUUUUAACAAUUCUUGCAAAAGAUCAUGGCAACAAAGAAGAGAAAACCAGACUAUUUUACUGAAGGCCAUUGUAAACCAUUCCAAUUUCCAAAAUAUUCCAUGUAUUUGCCAGUCCUCCAGCAGGGAACAACAGUCCCAUACUAAACACACAGAGUGUGAAUCCAAGAGAGAUGUGAAUGCUGAUCAAGGACCAGGGUCAGUGGCUAAAAAAAUUCCAAAAGCAAAAGGCUCACUUGAAGUGAAAACAAAAGAUGUUAUUUAUUUUUAUAAAUAUUUAAAUUUCACUACGGUUUCCAAGAAAGAAGAAGUAGAGCAUAAUACUUACUACCUGCUGGAAAUCCACAUCAGCAAUUCUAUAGUUGGAGGAAGAAAUGCAGCCAAAGAAUACCUAAAUCAUUCCUGUAUGGUGGCAAUGAUGGAAGACCAAAAUGACUGUAUAAAUAUUUCACUGCAACUGAAGUCUUACGUGGAAUAUCCAAUGUGUAUGACGAAGAUCAUCUGGCUCACUAUGAUUCCAGUAGUUUUUGUGUUUACUAUUUCAGUCGUCAUCUACAAAAUAGUCCAAGAACAUGAACAAAACUAUUGUAAACACAGAGUAGCAGCAGUUUCUACUAUUUUAAGAAGAAAGAGUUCUAGACAUGCAAGAAGAACCAUAUCUGCUACUAAAAUUCAUCCUUUUCCUGGGAAAACCAGCAAACAAAAGAUUCCACUUACUGCACAGACCACAAAGAUACUGCCCAUAAUUCCUGAACAAGAGCAUUUUCAUGUGGGUGCAUCAACUGUAGAAGAUGAAAAGACAGAAACAAGAAGCUGGACUGAUAGCAAGAAAUGUGGGAGAGCAGACCAGAAGGAUAAAUACUGA